CUUCCGGGUUCUCUCAGGUGAGAGGUCGAUGCUGCCAGGCUACAAACGCAUAGCGCUCGUUUAUUUCCGUAAACAGCUAAGAUGACAGCUUUGACGUCGUGUGUAACCGGUUUAAAAUGGCUGGCAGCUGAACUUCGGCCUGAAGAAAUCUCAACGGCAACGUAAAUAAAUUGCGCAAGCACUGCGGGAUAUCUCUCAAUUCAGCGCAGCCUGCAGUAAAAGUUUGAAACACGCGGUAACAGUACUGCUCAUGUUGCCCAAAGACUUGUCAGCUCUCCACUCGGCCGGCAGCAUCGCUGUACGAUACUUACACUUGCAGACGCAAGACCGCGUAGCGUAGAGCGCUCUCCUUAUGGACCUCGUGACGUUGCUGCUGUGCGCGAGCCCCGCGCUCUACCUGCUCGUGCAGCUGCUGCGGUUCAUCUGCGCGGACGCGGACUUGACCCUGCUGUGGGCAGCCGCGUUUGGGAGGAAGCCAGAGAAAGUGCUGCGAGGGCAGGUGGUGUGGAUCACCGGGGCCUCCAGUGGAAUUGGGGAGGAGCUGGCCUAUCAGCUGGCCAGCCUGGGGGCGCGCCUCAUCCUGUCUGCCCGUCGACAGAAUGAGCUGGAAAGAGUGAAACGUGGUUGUUUGGAGCGCAGCAGCCUGCAGGAAAAGGAUAUUCUUGUUCUUCCACUCGAUUUGCUGCAGAGGGGAUCCCAUGAAGCUAAAACAAGGACUGUAGUCCAGUACUUUGGCAAGAUUGAUAUCCUGAUCAACAAUGGUGGGCGUACCCAGCGCUCUCUGUUCCUGGACACCGGUAUGGAGGUCUACCAGGCCCUGAUGGAUCUCAACUACCUGGGCACUGUGUCACUCACCAAGCAUGUGUUGCCACAUAUGACAGAGAGGGGGACUGGUGCUGUAGUGACAGUAAGCAGUGCAGUGGGGCUGGCAGGGGCACCGCUGGCCACUGGGUACUCCGCCAGCAAACAUGCCCUACAGGGCUUCUUCAACUCCCUGCGUGCAGAGCUGGCACACUAUCCCAGGAUCACCAUUAGCACCGUGUGUCCUGGGCCUGUGCAGUCACAGAUCGUCCAGAAUGCCUUCUUGGAACAGCUGGACCAGAGGGUCACUCAUGCAGGGGACCAGCAGUACAAGAUGUCCACCUCUCGGUGUGUUCGUUUAAUCUUGGUGGGCAUCGCCAAUGACAUCAUGGAGAUGUGGAUCAGCGAGCAACCAUUCCUCCUGUUCUUCUACCUAUGGCAGUACACUCCCACCUGGGCCUGGACCAUCACCAACAUUUUAGGGAAAAGAAGGGUGCGGAAUUUCAAGGCUGGACUGGAUGCAGACUCUGCCUACUUCACAAAGGCCAAAACAUCCUGAAAACCCCUUUUCACAUGGGGUUUUCUGUGUGUGGAUCUUGGCCAACUCUACAAAAAUAGAGUAGCAAUCCCCUCUGGAUCUGUAGUGCUUUUCCCGUUACUUGAAUACUAAAGACAGAAUAAAAAUGGUUCAAAGGCUGA
Messenger RNA from Scleropages formosus (Asian bonytongue), 1500 nucleotides. It is a transcript of the gene dhrs7, whose product is annotated as dehydrogenase/reductase (SDR family) member 7. Bases 353 to 1360 code for a protein of 335 amino acids. Lineage: Eukaryota; Metazoa; Chordata; Actinopteri; Osteoglossiformes; Osteoglossidae. The record is from RefSeq and is a predicted model, not a curated record. Gene Ontology annotation, molecular function: oxidoreductase activity. The transcript has 8 exons.